Molecule: messenger RNA, 538 nt
Organism: Sorex araneus (European shrew)
Lineage: Eukaryota; Metazoa; Chordata; Mammalia; Eulipotyphla; Soricidae
Gene: RMI2
Product: RecQ mediated genome instability 2
Exons: 2
Coding region: 1-426 (141 amino acids)
Biological process (GO): maintenance of rDNA; DNA repair; regulation of sister chromatid segregation
Cellular component (GO): cytosol; nuclear speck
Source: RefSeq, a predicted model, not a curated record
AUGGCAGGCGCCGCGGACGCCGUGAAGCUGCCGCGGGGGCCGCCGCUCAAGGUGCUGGCGGGGCAGCUGCGGCGCGACGGGGCAGGCGGCCCCGGAGGGUGGCGGCUGUUGCGGACGGCGGCGGGCCGCGGGCCGCUCGAGCUGGCGGCCGUGUGGAUGCAGGGCACCGUAGUGGCGGCGGCGGGCGACGGCGCCGCGCGGCUGCAGGACUCGAGCGGGACCUUCUCGGUGCGCGGCCUGGAGCGGGUGCCGCGCGGGCGGGCCUGCCUCGUCCCAGGCAAGUACGUGAUGGUCAUGGGGCUGGUGCAGGCGUGCAGCCCCGAGCCGUGCCUGCAGGCGGUGAAGAUGACGGACCUGUCGGACAACCCGGUCCAUGCGCGCAUGUGGGAGCUGGAGGUGGAGGACCUGCACCGGAACCUGCCCUAGCUGCGCCUGCGCCCCCGGCCUUGGCGGGACCCCCGGCUGUCUGCCCCGGCCGGGUCUCCCGUGCUCCUCGGAGACCCCGCGUGGGCCCAGCAGGGAGCCUGGACUCGCGGUU